AUGGAGUCUACUUUAAAUUCUUUAUUAAAUGCAAAUUCUUCAGUUUUACCUGCUUAUGUUGAGUUGGCCAAAGCAUCAGCAAUGAAUAGACAUUGGGAAACAAUGGCUGAAAUUUGUCAAAAGGCAGCUCUUAUUCAGAGUGAUUGUUUGCCAAUACUUCUUCUAGAUUUUGUUUAUUCCUAUCUAAUACUUGGCGAUAUCCAAGGAGAACAAAUACUUGCUGAAUUUGUUGAUGCAAUGCUUUUAACUGAAGCAAACAACCAAAGUCUAUUUCUUCGAAUUGGAAGUCUUUUAGCUUCUAUUGCUUUGGAUAGGAAAAAUAUUACUACUCAGGCGAAGAGAUUGGUUGAUGCUGCACUCGGAAUCCGUCAGAACAGUCAAGCUCUUCUCCUUAAAAGCAGUCUUUCAUUAGCAGAAGGGGAUAUAAGACAAGCUUUUCAAUUAGCUUUACGUGCAGUCGAAUCAGGCAGUAAUAUUGAAAAUGAGAAAGGAUUAAACAAUGAGGAUAACCAAAAUGGGGAAAGGGCCGUUCUAACAAUGAUACGUUGCCAAUUAGCUGAACAACAAAAUGAUAAACAAUUAAAAGAAAUAAAUCAACAAUUGGAAUUUUUACAACAAACACAUUCUGAUGUUAAAGAACAAUCACUAUUCCACUUCCUUCUAGCAUUAUUAGCCAAACGUGAAAAUAAGCCGGAUGAACAAGUCUUUUCACAUUUAAAUAUAGCUGUAGAUGUUCACUUUGCUUAUAAUCAAUAUACAAUCUUCUCAGAAGAGAAUUUGAUCUCUUUGAAUCCAUCCAUUUUAGUGGAAAUAGCCGAAUUAAUAUUAAAAUCCGCAGAUUCUGUAGGGAUUCCAGCUAUUAGAGUAGCUGAUCGUAUUUUAAGUAUUGUUCAUCAAAACUGCUUAAUUAAGCCAACUUUUUUAUUGGCAAAGACAAAGUUAGGAGCUAAUGAAAUGUCUGUAGCCGAACAAUUACUGCGUGGAUGUGUAAAUAAAAGUAGUGAUAAUGCUGAGGCUUAUUUGCUUUUGGCACAGAUUCUUGUGCAGAAAAAUGAAUUGGAUGAGGCUGACAAAUUAUUAGAUAUAGGACUAGGAUUUAACUUUCGUGUGCGUGAACAUCCUCUUUAUUUUUUAACUAAAGCUCGAUUAGAAAAACGUGCAAAUCGUGUAGACCAGUCGAUAGAACAAUUACGAAAUGCUUUGGAUUUAUUUGCUAAAAGUUUGUAA
Meloidogyne enterolobii is the source of this 1227-nucleotide messenger RNA. Lineage: Eukaryota; Metazoa; Nematoda; Chromadorea; Rhabditida; Meloidogynidae. The record is from the annotation of a GenBank genome assembly.